Molecule: messenger RNA, 1684 nt
Organism: Centropristis striata (black sea bass)
Lineage: Eukaryota; Metazoa; Chordata; Actinopteri; Perciformes; Serranidae
Gene: sde2
Product: SDE2 telomere maintenance homolog (S. pombe)
Exons: 8
Coding region: 30-1448 (472 amino acids)
Cellular component (GO): nucleus
Source: RefSeq, a predicted model, not a curated record
CAUGCGCCCUGUGCUGCAGUGAGGCUAACAUGGAGGAAAACCUUCAGGUGUUCGUGAGCUCCCCGAUCUUCAGCUUGUCUCUCUGGAGCUUCCCGGGCGGCUCCCUGGUCCGGGACGUCCUGGUCCGGUUCGUCCGGCAGCAGGACGUUUCUUCUUCAGAUUUCUACGUGAUCAGCAGCGGCCGACGCUCUCUGCUGGAGGACGGUCUGCAGCAUGGCGCCGUCUAUCACCUGGAACCCCGCCUCUGCGGCGGAAAAGGAGGGUUCGGGUCCAUGCUGCGAGCUCUUGGCGCUCAGAUCGAGAAGACCACUAACCGCGAGGCGUGCAGAGACCUGAGCGGCCGCCGCCUCCGAGAUGUCAACCACGAGAAAGAAAUGGCGGAGUGGCUGAAGAAGCAGGCGGAGCGCGAGGCGGAGAAGGAGCAGCGGCGUCUGGAGCGCCUGCAGAGGAAGCUGUCAGAGCCAAAACACCAGUUUACCGACCCCGAGUACCAGCAGCAGUGCCACGACCUGUCAGAGAGACUCGAGGACUCCGUCAUCAGAGGUCUGCAGGCGUCCUGCAGCUCUCAGGUGAAGGUGGACGAUGUCUCUGCAGUAAAAAGAGCAAGCAGUGAAGAGAGCGAGCAGCCAAAGAAGAAGAAGAAAAAGAAGUGUUUUUGGACGGGCGAGAUGCCAAGCUCAGAGGACGAAGACGAGUCUCCGUCCUCCAGCUGCAGAGCCACGACCUCCCAGUCAGAGGAGGCAGAGCCUGAGCAGAGCAGUUCGUCCUACAGCAGUCCUGCAGGGACCAGCAGAGACCAGACCGUCAGUCCUGCAGGGACCAGCAGAGACCAGACCGUCAGUCCUGCAGGGACCAGCGGCGACCAGACCGUCAGUCCUGCAGGGACCAGCGGCGACCAGACCGUCAGUCCUGCAGGGACCAGCGGCGACCAGACCGUCAGUCCUGCAGGGACCAGCGGCGACCAGACCGUCAGUCCUGCAGGGACCAGCGGCGACCAGACCGUCAGUCCUGCAGGGACCAGCGGCGACCAGACCGUCAGUCCUGCAGGGACCAGCGGCGACCAGACCGUCAGUCCUGCAGGGACCAGCGGCGACCAGACCGUCAGUCCUGCAGGGACCAGCAGAGACCAGACUGUAAGUCCAGCAGAGACCAGCAGAGACCAGAACGUCAGUCCUGCAAAGACCAGCCGAGACCAGAACCCAUCAGAGUCCAGCUGUUCGUCUCUGCAGCAGGGAAGGCGUGCGGUGGACCUUUCCUCCGUGUCCUCCGUGUCCCAGCUGGAGUCUCUGGGUCUGGACGUCCUGAAGGAGGAGCUGAUGUUUCGCGGGCUGAAGUGCGGCGGGACGCUGGCGGAGCGCAGCGCUCGCCUCUUCUCCGUCAGAGGGCUGAGUCCAGAUCAGAUCAGCCCGGCACUGCUCGCCAAACCUGCCAAGACCAAGAGGAAGUGAAGAGGUCAAAGGUCACGGCUGACCUCCCUUCACAUUAAAGGAACAGUCUCGCUUUUAUUCUUCUUUGUCGAUUUCAGCUUUUAGUUUCUUUUUUCUUUGAGCUUCUUUUGUCUGAAUUCUUGUAGUUCAACACGUCUUUUUUCAGAACUGAAACUGAACUGAGCUGUUAAAUCAUUCACUUCAGGUUUCUUUUGUCAGAGUUAAAUGUUUUCAUUAAAAUUUUUGAAACAAAAAAA